AUCUCUUACUCAAUUCACCACUUACGUUUUCAACAUUUUAUACAUACACAAGAAAGGAAAGAAAAGGAGUUUCUCAAAUAUCAUAUAGAGGACAAGUAAAUGGAGAACAAGUUUUUGGCAACCUUUUUCUUGCUUCUCGUCCUCUUCUCAUCUCAGGAGAUUGGGAUUGAGGGAAGGAUGUGCCAAUCAAAGAGCCAUCACUUCAGGCGCAUGUGUUGGAGCGACCACAACUGUGCCAUGAUCUGCCGUUCAGAGCGCUUUUCCGGUGGUCACUGUCAUGGCUUUCAUCGCCGCUGCUACUGCACUCGCCUUUGCUAACCUUUUUUUUUGUUGUUGUUGUUGUUGUUUCUUAUCAAUCCAUUAAAUGUACCUUUUCUUUCUUUUCCCAUUUCUAAACAAGCAUUUUAAUAUAAAGUUGUGUGUGUUUUCUCUAUUGAUCUAGUGGAGUGAGAUUUGAAAUCUGGAAA
This is a messenger RNA of Capsella rubella, 467 nucleotides long. RefSeq names its product defensin-like protein 6. The transcript is spliced from 2 exons. The record is from RefSeq and is a predicted model, not a curated record. NCBI's taxonomy places the organism in Eukaryota, Viridiplantae, Streptophyta, Magnoliopsida, Brassicales, Brassicaceae. Bases 100 to 318 code for a protein of 72 amino acids. Gene Ontology annotation, biological process: defense response.